This is a messenger RNA of Leptosia nina, 1425 nucleotides long. The record is from the annotation of a GenBank genome assembly. NCBI's taxonomy places the organism in Eukaryota, Metazoa, Arthropoda, Insecta, Lepidoptera, Pieridae.
AUGCAAAAGUUUUGUAUCGUUUUAUUCAUCUUGAACGUUUUAAUCUGUGACGGAUUGAAGUGGAGCAACAUAAGAUGUUCGACCGACACCAAUCAGAACCAGGACGAGGGAAUUGUAUCUGAUAUUUCGCGGUUUCCUUGGCUCGGGGUCGUUCAGCAUACGUUUUAUAUUGGUGGCACAAACAGAUUCGCUAUAACUACGGGAAUUCUUAUCCAUCCAGGAUAUGUAAUUGCUCCCGCCGAAGACAUAGCCAGAAUUCAGCCGGGUUCCCUGAUCAACAACACCCAGUUUAUUAUAUGGCAAAGUGCAACCAACAAAUAUGUCUCACCCGUAACGGACUUUUUUUUACACCCCGAGUAUGAGAAGACGACGUAUGCUACGUUGGCGGUGCUCCAGAUAUUUACUAGGGGGGAGACAGGGCCAGCGCCGGUGUUGCCUAUCUGUAUGCCUACUUCCGGUGGCGGGUCGUUUGAGGACUUUUUUGUUAUCAAAAUGACAGACGCAAAGGCGGACUUGGCAAAGGAGUUUAUAAAAAUGAAAUUCAUGGAUAAUCAAGAUUGCGAAGAAUUUUAUUUCAAAGCUCAGUUAAAUUACAAGAAGAUGGCGCCAGAGAGACCGAUAUGUGCGACAGCGGAAUCCAAAACGGAAUCUUGUUUAUGGGAUGCUGGAGCCGCUCUUGUCACCAGGCAAUCGUGGGGCUUUUGGAAACUUAUUGGUUUCGGCGUGAGGGGCCCUGGUUGUGGAGCGCCAUCUCGAUUCUUGAACAUCAACCACUACAUGAUGUGGAUUGAUGACGUCAUAUCGCAGAGUCCUAACAGGCAGAGGUUUGAUGACGAAGCCAUUAUCUUCAGACGCGUCAAUCCUUACAAACUCGUUAUGUACAAAGGAAAGGUUCGUCUGCCGAAGUCGUUUGGACAAUGUGACAGGAAGCUGAGGGGACGUGUUAUUUUCAAAGAUAACACGGAAAUUCUCGUGAACAAGAACUUCGCACAGGGGUUCUUUUUUUGUAAGUGUCUAAUAGAGGGGAGUGGGGGGAACCAUGGACAGCGGAUGUCAGUGGCCCAAGCUAUGUCGGUACACUGCGCGACUGUCAUCCUCGACACGAGUUCCCGAACCAACGCGGCCAUCUGGCUUGAACACCACUGUUCCCAAGAAUUGCGAGGAGAGAGGACUGGCUUCGAGUUUAGGCAACUCGACCCAGAUGAAUGCUUCGUGUACUUCACUAGCGUCGCAUACAUCGAAUUUCGGUUCUACUUCUCGUUCAAGGCAAUAUUGGAGGUCACUCUGUACGGCACAGAAGAGAAGCAGAAGAUCAGACCGCACCCUUGGGGCAUGACGGAAUCGACAUACCCCUGGUGGCCGACUGCGGGGAAAUUCCGAUAUUACAACUUUGUACCCAAAGCGGUUUGGAUGUACGACAUAUAA